Messenger RNA from Auxenochlorella protothecoides, 2118 nucleotides. RefSeq names its product DNA-binding protein SMUBP-2. The record is from RefSeq and is a predicted model, not a curated record. NCBI's taxonomy places the organism in Eukaryota, Viridiplantae, Chlorophyta, Trebouxiophyceae, Chlorellales, Chlorellaceae. Bases 1 to 2118 code for a protein of 705 amino acids. The transcript is spliced from 10 exons. Gene Ontology annotation, molecular function: 5'-3' DNA helicase activity; RNA binding.
AUGGUCCAGAAAGAUGUGCAGAUCCUGCUCCCGGCCAGCCUCACCUCACGGCAGCGUGCACUGCUCCACGAAGUCGCCGAGGAAUGCGGCUUGGCGCAUAGCAGCACCGGCGAAGGCAGCCAGCGGCGGCUGAUCCUCGGGGACGCAGAGGUGACGCGAGACUGCGUCAGCGACGGGGAUGGGCCAAUUGCCGACGAUGCUCUGGCAGCCCUGCUGGAGCAGCACCUGGGUGCCGCUGUCCGGACGGCCUUCCAGGGAAGCGCGGCACAGGCGACCACUGCCGGGCCCGGGACACAUGGCAUCCAAGCUCGGCCAGGCAAGGGCGGGAACAAGGCGCAGGUGUCCGGCCCCAGCUCAGGGGAGCGGUCCGCCAACUGCGGCGACGUCCCUGGCUUUGCCGCUCGAAUGCAGUCCCUGCUGGACCUUGAGCAGGCCGCGGAAGUUUCCGCGGCAGAGGCCGCUCUGGAUGGGGGCGGGGGCCGGGGGCUCGUGCUCCCAAACCUGAGGCUGACGGGGGUGGAAGCGGGGCUGCUGGGACGCAGCCUGCUCACCCUGGUCCACAACAAGGGCACGCCGCCAGGCCCCCUGCCAGUCCACAAGUUUGGACCCCAUGACAUUGUGCGCCUGCGCGCCAGCAAGGCCGCUGCCGGCGCCCCCGUACUCGCGGAGGGGGUGGUGUACCGUCUGCGGGACGACUCCAUAGUUAUAGCGGUGGAUGACACUCCUGAGGACGGACUGGACGUGCCCUUGAGGCUGGAAAAGCUGGUCAACACCGUGACCCACACGCGUAUGAAGGCCGCCUUGAAUACGCUGGCCUCCGCCUCGGAGCACGGGAGCUCCCCUCUCAUCGACGUGUGCUUCGGCCGGCGGCCGGCCGCACCCGCCACCCCCCUCGGCCCCGUCCAAUGGACCAAUGCGAGCCUGGACGAGACGCAGAGGGAGGCCGUGUGCGCCGCGCUUUCCUGCCCAGACCUUGCCCUCAUCCACGGCCCGCCGGGCACGGGCAAGACAACCGCGGUGGUCGAGGCCAUCGUCCAGGUGCUGGAUGUAUCGCUGGAGGCCAAGGUGCUGCGGAGUGACAACUCGGCCCUGGCCAAGGACUGCAGGAAGGAGAUGAAGGCGCUGAAUGCUCAGCUGCUCAAGCUGCAAGGGCGGCGGGAGGGCGCCGCGCGGCGCGGCGUGCGGAGCGAGCUCCGCCUCCUGGCCAAGGAAGAGCGCAAGCGCCAGGAGCGGGCGGUGGCAGAGGUGCUGGCCGCGACCCGGGUCGUCUGCUGCACCCUCGCCGGGGUGGACGCGCGCCAGCUCCGGGACCUGCCGGACUUCGACCUGGUGGUUGUGGACGAGGCGGCGCAGGCGCUGGAGCCCGCAUGCUGGUCCGCGCUGCUGCGAGGAAAGCGCGGCCUGCUGGCGGGGGACCACCUCCAGCUGCCGCCCACGGUGGGCAUGGCGCCAAAAGGACCACGCAGCGUCAUGCUGACUCAGCAGUACCGCAUGCACACCGACAUCAUGGACUGGUGCAGCGUCGCGCUGUAUGGCGGCCGCCUGGUCGCCGCGCCGGCCGUCGCGGCGCACACCCUGGCCGACCUGCCGGGUGUGCAUGGGGAUGACUCCGCGCUGUGUGCCGCCCUGCUCUUCAUCGACACCGCGGGCUGUGACUGCCCCGAGGCCGUGGAGCGGGAGGGCGGGUCCACCUACAACCCUCGCGAGGCGGCGGCAGCCAUGGCCCACGUGGCGCGCCUGCUGGCCGCCGGGGUGCGGCCCGAGGACGUGGGCGUGAUCACGCCCUACGCCGCGCAGGUCGCGCGCCUGCGGGAGCUGCGGCCGCCGGAGCUGGCCGCGCGCCUGGAGAUCUCCACCGUGGACGGGUUCCAGGGGCGGGAGAAGGAGGCGGUGGUCAUCUCCUGCGUGCGCAGCAGCGGCGGCGAGGCGGGCGGCGCGGGCGUCGGCUUCCUGGCCGACGCGCGGCGCAUGAACGUGGCGGUGACGCGCGCACGGCGCCACUGCGCGCUCGUCGGCGACGGCGACACCCUGGCCGGCGACGCUUUCCUCGCGGGGCUGGUGGACCACGCGUCGGCACGGGGCGAGUACGAGAGCGCCGCAGACUUGCUGGAGGGCUGA